This is a messenger RNA of Juglans microcarpa x Juglans regia, 1113 nucleotides long. RefSeq names its product cystinosin homolog. The record is from RefSeq and is a predicted model, not a curated record. NCBI's taxonomy places the organism in Eukaryota, Viridiplantae, Streptophyta, Magnoliopsida, Fagales, Juglandaceae. Gene Ontology annotation, molecular function: L-cystine transmembrane transporter activity. The transcript is spliced from 7 exons. Gene Ontology annotation, biological process: L-cystine transport. Gene Ontology annotation, cellular component: vacuolar membrane. Bases 76 to 999 code for a protein of 307 amino acids.
GAGGACACUGCAUAGGACAGUGUGUCGUCGGAAAAAUGUAGAACAAAAAGUAAAUUCGCACCGUCGAAUAGAGAUAUGGCUUCGUGGAAUUCAAUUCCGCUGGAAAUCACAUACCAGGUUCUGGGAUGGACUGCUUUCCUGUCGUGGACUUUGUGCUACUACCCGCAAGUCAUCUCUAAUUUCCGUAGGAAAAGGUACGUAAUUCCUGCAACGCAAAUGACUUCCUAUCAUCUUCUUUCUCGUACUGGAUUUCAUUUCUACGGUUUUUUUUUUUUUUUUGUGUUGGGAUGUGAACAUAGUGUGGUGGGGUUGAGCUUCGACUUCGUUAUACUGAACUUAACGAAGCACACGUCUUAUCUGAUACACAACGCGUCCCUCUACUUUAGCUCCGCUAUUCAGAAGCAAUACUACGAAAAAUACGGCUAUGGACAGAUGAUACCUGUGGCUGCAAAUGAUGUUGCUUUCUCUAUCCACGCUGUUCUUGUGACAUCAGUUAUCUUGCUCCAGAUUGCAAUCUAUGAACGCGGAGGUCAGAAGGUUUCCAAGAUAACCAUUGCAAUCGUAUCCGCUGUAUGGUUGUUUGCUGCUGUUUGUUUUUUCAUAGCUUUGCCAAGCCGUUCCUGGCUUUGGCUAAUCUCCAUCUUUAACUCAAUUCAGGUUUUCAUGACAGUCAUCAAAUAUAUUCCUCAGGUGUUUAUGAAUUUUGCGAGAAAGAACACAGAAGGAUUCAGCAUUGGUUACAUUUUGCUGGAUUUUUGUGGAGGGGUGACAAAUUUGAUGCAAAUGACUGUGCAAUCUAUUGAUCAAGGUUCUUGGGUGAACUUUCAUGGGAACAUGGGAAAAAUGUUGUUAUGCCUGGUGUCCAUAAUCUUUGACAUUAUAUUCAUGUGUCAACGUUUUGUGCUCUAUCCUCACAAGGAACCCCAAGUCUCCCCUAAAUCCAUCGAGGAAAGUAGAGAGCCACUUGUUUUAUCUGUUGACAGCCGAGAGUCUGAAUGAAUAUGCAUAAACUUUGCUCUACUCAUUGUAAAAGUCACUUGAAUUUAGUGGGUUUCUGUGUUUUUUCUCCCUCAAAAGAAACACUUGAUUUUACAAAUAAUGAAAUGAAUACGA